AUGAAGCUCAGCACUGUCCUCUCUCUCGCUCCCCUUCUCGGCGCCGCAACCGCCCAAGGCCAGCACGAACAGGAACCAUUCACCCUCAACGUCCGCUGGUCCAACAGCAUGGGAACCCUCGAGGGCCCCCUGAACGCCAACGCCGGCGCCUUCUGGAGCGGCAAGCCUACCGUCUCCUCGUGCCCGGAGAACGUCCAGGACUGCCCAGCCGUCAACACCACCUCCUUCGUCUCGCAGGGCUCGAAGCUGUUCCUGAAUGUUGCUGUGCCCGGCGGUCAGCAGGUCUACAUCUCCCCCGAGGGCCAGCUGACCUACACAGUCCCGCACAGCGGAUACAUCCCCGACGGCUCGCUCGCCGACCUCCCCAUCAUGAAGGACGGCUUCCUCAACCCCUUCCUGACGCUGUGGUUGUGCUCCGUCGACAAGGACGCCAAGCAGUGGAAGGUGUGGGCCGAGUACACCAACGGCACGACGGGUGCGAUCACCAACAAUGGCUCCAAUGGGCAGAGUGCCUGCACCCGAUUUGCGCUCGAGGCCCAGCCGUACAAGGGAGAUAAGGCUUGGGAGUUCUGA
This is a messenger RNA of Aspergillus fumigatus Af293, 573 nucleotides long. RefSeq lists its product as uncharacterized. The record is from RefSeq and is a predicted model, not a curated record. Lineage: Eukaryota; Fungi; Ascomycota; Eurotiomycetes; Eurotiales; Aspergillaceae. The transcript is spliced from 2 exons. The coding region runs from base 1 to 573 and encodes 190 amino acids.